CCAAAAAGAAAGAAAAAAAAACAAAAACAUAAACAAGGAUAGGUGUUCUGUGGAGCCGACUGGAGAGGUGAAACAGACGACACUUGUUGCUGCUCGUCUCGUCAGGUAAACCUCCUGUCUGAGCGCACAGUGGAGGGAGAGAGAGAGAGAGAGAGAGAGAGAGAGAGAGAGAGAGAGAGAGAGAGAGAGAGAGAGAGAGAGAGUCUGGUGCGCACAUGGCACCGAAAACGCGCUCCUCACACUCCUGACAGCCGCGCUUUUAAUAUGGACCCACACACUGGAUAAUGAGGCCUACCUACUGAAUGGGUGCUUGACCUACUUCACACCACACCUUGUCUGUUAAAGUCGGGCAUUUUCUCCUGAAAACUUUUUUUUUUUUUUUUUGAUUCUUCGGGGAACUUGCUGGUGUUGGUGGUUAAAGACGCGCAGAAACAUGCUGGGUUUAAACAGGAUUCUGAGCCUCCGGACGGCCCGGGUUCGGAGCUGUGGUUCGCCGGCAGUCAGACUCUCAUCCCGGUCUCCUUCAUGCCAAAACUCCGGUGCCAGUUCGAGGAUUUACUGUGCGUGUCUGUUGCUGCUGCUGCUGGUGACGCCUCGGGCGGACUCUUCAUGGUGGUACAUCGGUGCGCUGGGGGCCCGGGUUAUCUGCGACAACAUCCCCGGCUUGGUGAACAAGCAGCGGCAACUCUGCCAGCGCCACCCAGACAUCAUGCAGGCCAUCGGCGAGGGCACCAAGGAGUGGAUCAGAGAGUGCCAGCACCAGUUCAGACACCACCGUUGGAACUGCAGCACGCUGGACCGCGACCACACUGUGUUCGGACGUGUCCUACUGCGGAGCAGUCGCGAGGCAGCGUUCGUCUACGCCAUUUCCUCAGCAGGGGUGGUGUACGCACUCACUCGCGCCUGCAGCCAAGGCGAGCUGAAGACGUGUAACUGUGACCCACACAAGCGCGGACGAGCCAGUGAUGACAGAGGAGAGUUCGACUGGGGGGGCUGUAGUGACAAUAUCAACUACGGGAUCAAGUUUGCCAAAGCCUUCAUAGACGCUAAAGAGAGGACUGUCCGAGACGCACGGGCGCUCAUGAACCUUCACAACAACCGCUGCGGAAGAACAGCAGUGAAGCGAUUCAUGAAGCUGGAGUGUAAAUGUCAUGGCGUGAGCGGCUCUUGCACGCUGCGUACAUGUUGGAUGGCCAUGUCGGACUUCAGGAAGACCGGGGACUACCUGCGGAGGAAAUACAACGGGGCCAUCGAGGUGACAAUGAAUCAAGACGGGACGGGCUUUGCUGUGGCUAACAAAGCCUUCAGGAAGGCCACCAAGAACGACCUGGUCUACUUCGAGAACUCACCGGAUUACUGCCUACAAGACAAAUCAGCAGGCUCCCUGGGCACGGCUGGACGGGUUUGCAAUAAGACAUCGCGGGGCACUGACGGCUGUGAGGUCAUGUGCUGUGGGCGGGGCUACGACACAACAAGAGUCAAGCAAAUCACCAAGUGCGAGUGCAAGUUCAAAUGGUGCUGUGCCGUGGAGUGUAAGGACUGUGAGGAAGCCGUGGACAUACAUACGUGCAAAGCCCCAAAACGAGCCGAAUGGUUGGACCAGACCUGAGGACACGCCCCAUCCGCUCCCCUAUAAUGCGACCCCGCCCCCUUUCCCUUUACAGGACAUCCUGUGGAACAUGGCAUUCUGGGAAGGUUUGUCCGAAAGUGCUCUGCGUCUCCGGCCUCCCCUGCCCCCACCCUCGGUUCAUCAUUGCAUGGCUUUUCUACCUGUCUCUGUGAAAGCACUAGAAUUCAAUACCCAUCAAUAUGAAUUAAUACCCAUUAGCCCCUGUUUGUGAAUGGCCCUGUGAAUGAACUGCUGGGAUCAGAUGAUGAACGGUGAACAGUGAACACUUUGGGGUUUCGGUGGAUUGGGCUUUAAUCAAAGAUUUGGUCCAGACUGCCUUUUUUUCUAGCGUGUGGUUCGGGGUUAAAAAUGGUUUGCUGCUUUCAUGAUGCUUUAAAGACACAUUUUUACAUUAACUGAGCCUUCAAACGUAUCAAGUAUUAUUACAACAACAUCAUAUAUUCACAUAAUGUUUUUUUCUUUUUGUUGGGGAAAUACACUUUUAUCUACCAAAAACAAAACACUUGGUUGGACUGUGGGAAGUAGCUUAACGAGUGCACUUUGAGAAGUGGACAUCAGAGUGUUAAGUUUGGCUACGUGCGGCCAAACAGAAGUCCAGGAAGAGGACUACAAGGGAGGAUGGGGAGAUGGACACCAGAUGAAUAAAUGGACGGAUGCAUCAUUGGAACUUUGAAUGCAACUGUAAAAAAAAAAAAAAAAAAAAAAAAAAAAGGAACAAAGAAAGAAAAAGCUGUUUAAAGUGAUUUAUUUAAAUUGUAAAGUGUUGUUUCAUUACUCAUCUGCGGAUGAGACUGCACUACAUUGGCUGACACGAGUAGAGAGAAGAGCACUCCCACUAUUAUGAUUACACAAUGUACUCUCGUUUUCUCUGUGUAAGACGACAAACUACCGCUGACAAGGAGAAGAAGAAGAAAAAAGAAGAAGGCUAUUCAGUCACACACAACCACAACAUCAGACAGAUUUCACUUCUCUGCUCUCCAGCUUGCUUGUAUAACAUUGUGUAUAUUGCCUUAUCUAAACAGAUGUUCUUAUGAAAUAUAUGGUGCAUUAGUAUA
Molecule: messenger RNA, 2685 nt
Organism: Acanthopagrus latus (yellowfin seabream)
Lineage: Eukaryota; Metazoa; Chordata; Actinopteri; Spariformes; Sparidae
Product: protein Wnt-2b-A
Exons: 5
Coding region: 434-1609 (391 amino acids)
Biological process (GO): canonical Wnt signaling pathway; cell fate commitment; neuron differentiation
Cellular component (GO): extracellular region
Molecular function (GO): frizzled binding; cytokine activity
Source: RefSeq, a predicted model, not a curated record